Molecule: messenger RNA, 1245 nt
Organism: Rhododendron vialii
Lineage: Eukaryota; Viridiplantae; Streptophyta; Magnoliopsida; Ericales; Ericaceae
Product: MDIS1-interacting receptor like kinase 2-like
Exons: 5
Coding region: 1-1245 (414 amino acids)
Biological process (GO): protein phosphorylation
Molecular function (GO): ATP binding; protein kinase activity
Source: RefSeq, a predicted model, not a curated record
AUGACUUUCCUGAUCCACCGCAACAAAAUGAGAGACAACGAAAUUGAGCCAAACAGAGCAAGUAAUAAAGAUUUGUUUGAGAUUUGGAGCUUCGAUGGAAAAUUGGUGUAUGAAAACAUAAUCCAAGCGAUGGAGGAUUUCAAUGACAAGCAUUGCAUUGCAGCAGGUGGAUAUGGCACUGUUUAUAGAGCUGAGCUGCCAAGUGGUCAAGUUGUCGUUGUAAAAAAGUACCCUCCUUCCCAAGAUGCCGAGUUGGCUAAUCUGGUAAGUUUUAUGAGUGAGAUUCAUGCAUUGACAGAGAUACGACAUCGGCAUAUCAUAAGGCUUUUGGGUUACUGUUCACACCAUGGAUGUUCACCCCGGGUCAUUCAUCGUGAUAUAUUGAGCAAGAAUGUUCUUUUAAACUUAGAAGAUGUUGCUUAUCUAUCUGAUUUCGGAACUGCGAGACUUCUAAACCUGCACUCAUCAAAUUGGACUUCCUUUGUAGGCACCUUGGGAUAUGCUGCUCCAGGUACUUGCACAAGUCAUCUUAGCUACCAAUAUAGUGUCGUAACGGAGGUGAAUGAAAAGUUAGACAUCUACAGCUUUAGAGUUUUAACACUGGAAGUUGUAAUGGGGAGGCAUCCAGGGGAUCUCAUGUCUUCUCUUUCUUCAUCAUCUUUGGAUUCGUCACCACCAUCUUCUUAUGGUAUUCUGUUGAAGGAUGUAUUGGACAAACGGCUCCCACUACCAAGGAAUCAGGAGGAGGAAGUAGUGGUUCUUGCUGUAAAGAUAGCACUUGCAUGCUUGCACCCCAACCCGCAGUGCCGACCCACUAUGCAACAAGUUUCUGUGGCUCUAUCAAAACACAAGUCACACUUGCAGAACCCAUUCCUCAUGAUCACAUUAGGACAACUACUUGAUUUCAAUUUCCAAAUGCCUAAGCAAAAUUUAACUGGUGAAUGGAAAACUGAGAGGAUCGAACCAGUAUUUAAGAGGAACAUGGGAGUGAUGAAGCAAGGCAAUGGCAGUCUCAGUGAUGUGCCGAUGUUUGCGUUCAGAAACACCAUUCUGUGGUGGUGUUUGAGAAAAAAAGGUUUCCCAGACCAAGAAUAUAGCGGUCAUAGUGUCUUUUGGAAUGGAGCUAUCCAUUGGUUAACUGAUGACGAUUUUCUGAUGAGAUUUGACGUUGAUAUCGAGGAGAAUUUUGAUGUUUUAAAGCCCACGAAAGUUCGAAUUUCAAGCAAGUUCACUUGGAAUAGCUGA